AUGAGUCGAGUUAACUUCUUUGCCCUUCCCCUCCUCUGUUUCUUGCUGUACGGAUUAGGAGCCCUUGCCAAAAUUGCUAUAGAAAAUCCCCCCUUUGUGUUUAGCAACACGAAGGAAGGGAAGCUGAAAAAAACCUUUCUUAACAUCGAUACCCCAUGGGAAAACGAUGAUGUGCUAUCCAAACCGCCAUACUCACUUUAUGUAACUCUGGAAAAUUUCCCGAACCCCUUUAUCCACCCCUCCCUGUGUAAUCGAAAUGGGUUGAACUAUUCCUACCUGUGCGACCCGAACAAAAUCCUGUCUCGGAGCACGGGGGACAAGCUGGAAGAAAUUUUGAGCUACCAAAGACGCAAUUCCAGCCAUUACUGUGCAGAGAAAGGAGAAGUCCCUUACGUAUUAGCCGUAGCGCUGAUUGAGCGCCUGCCUUAUGGAGUCAGCGCUGAGACAUUCUCUUCCCAAAUACUGGAACAUUGGAAAUUGGGAAACCGAAAUUGCAACGAUGGAAUUUUGCUCCUCUUUGUGAAGGAAGACGCGACUUUUGUGUUGAAGUGGAGAAAAGGCGCCCAGUCGAUCAUCAACUUCAGAACUGCCACCGCCAUGAACAAGUCCUUCAACAUGUACAUACGAAGGUACUCCUUGGAGUAUUCCAUUUUGAGAGGUAAAACCGGUGACACUAACCUCACAGGUAGGAACGUCUUAAGCACGCAAUGA
Plasmodium inui San Antonio 1 is the source of this 711-nucleotide messenger RNA. RefSeq lists its product as hypothetical. Lineage: Eukaryota; Apicomplexa; Aconoidasida; Haemosporida; Plasmodiidae. Bases 1 to 711 code for a protein of 236 amino acids. Gene Ontology annotation, cellular component: acetylcholine-gated channel complex. The transcript has 6 exons. The record is from RefSeq and is a predicted model, not a curated record.